Messenger RNA from Daldinia caldariorum, 1610 nucleotides. RefSeq names its product kinase-like domain-containing protein. Gene Ontology annotation, biological process: protein phosphorylation; signal transduction. The record is from RefSeq and is a predicted model, not a curated record. The transcript has 6 exons. Gene Ontology annotation, cellular component: cytoplasm. Lineage: Eukaryota; Fungi; Ascomycota; Sordariomycetes; Xylariales; Hypoxylaceae. Gene Ontology annotation, molecular function: ATP binding; protein serine/threonine kinase activity; protein serine/threonine/tyrosine kinase activity. The coding region runs from base 1 to 1188 and encodes 395 amino acids.
AUGGCGCAAAACCGCCCGACAGCGGCUUUCAAUACUCUCCGGAUGGGAGAAGUCAUCCGCGAAAAGGUACAGGAUGGAGUGACCGGCGAGACAAGAGACUUGCAAUAUACGCAGUGCAAAAUUGUCGGCAAUGGUUCCUUUGGUGUCGUCUUCCAGACGAAGCUUUCCCCGUCCGGCGAAGAUGCUGCCAUCAAGCGGGUGCUUCAGGAUAAAAGAUUCAAGAAUCGAGAACUCCAAAUUAUGCGAAUUGUUCGACACCCGAAUAUCGUACAGCUAAAGGCCUUUUAUUAUUCCAACGGAGAGCGUAAAGACGAGGUAUACCUGAAUUUGGUACAGGAAUUUGUACCAGAGACCGUUUACCGAGCCUCGCGCUUCUUCAACAAAAUGAAGUCAACUAUGCCGACUCUUGAAGUCAAACUUUAUAUCUAUCAGCUUUUCAGAGCCUUGGCCUACAUUCAUUCCCAAGGAAUUUGCCACCGUGACAUCAAGCCACAGAACCUCCUAUUGGACCCGAACACCGGCAUACUAAAGCUGUGCGAUUUCGGAAGUGCAAAAAUCUUGGUUGAGAAUGAGCCUAAUGUUUCAUACAUAUGCUCUAGAUAUUAUCGAGCGCCCGAGCUCAUCUUUGGUGCCACUAAUUACACAACCAAGAUCGAUGUUUGGUCGACGGGCUGUGUUAUGGCAGAGUUAAUGCUGGGCCAGCCACUGUUCCCCGGAGAAUCUGGGAUCGAUCAGUUGGUAGAGAUCAUUAAAGUGCUGGGGACUCCAACUCGAGAGCAGAUUAGAACUAUGAAUCCGAACUACAUGGAGCAUAAAUUCCCGCAGAUCAAGCCUCACCCGUUCAGUAAGGUGUUCCGUAAGGCAGACGCGAAUGCCCUGGACCUGAUAGCAAGGUUGCUGGAAUAUACGCCAACAGAACGCCUGGGUGCGAUUGAUGCUAUGGUGCAUCCUUUCUUUGACGAACUUCGGGACCCCAACACCAAACUCCCGGAUUCGCGGCACUCAAGCGGUCAAUUAAGAGAUCUACCAAAUCUAUUCGACUUCUCGAGGCACGAAUUGUCCAUCGCACCACAGCUCAACCAGAAGCUCGUCCCUCCUCAUAUGAAGUCGAUUUUAGCAUCCCGCGGUCUCGAUAUAGAUAAUUUUACACCUAUGGCGAAGUCAGAAAUGAUGGCCAAGCUAGACUGAAUUACCGUCGCUGCUUACGCUCUCGUUUCACGUAUGUAUGCAUCGUCGCCCCGGAUUUCGCUACAGCAUCCACUCACUAGCUGGGCCUGCAAUGGCUUGAACUCGCCGGACCGACGUUUAAUUAAAUCCGCCGGAUUGACAAUAGCGAUUCCUCGACCCUCUGUGUGCAUUUAAAGGGAGGACAAUCCAACAUAUGAGUUAGGAGGGACGGGUUCUCCAGAAGUUUGGUGUGCUGUGGAAGUUUCCAAGGUGUUGAUAAGCCUUUGAGCCUCCACUUACUCGGUUCUAGUAUCUCGAUUGUAGCAACAAGGGACGAGUUCUUCGGUAUUAGGCGCACAAACUGGAAGAUGGCACGCACCGGACGUUUUUAGACUUCUGCUAUGCAUGACCGAGACGGCAUUUGCUUUUAUUUGUCUUGUUCA